GCCCUCCCCGCCCCCACCUGCUGCACCUUGGUGCGAGGCGGGGCCAACUCGGCGGGGUGGGGCAGGCGGAGCUGUCCUACCUUCCUACACCCAGACUGCAACCCGGAACUAACCUCGGCUCCCUUGGGAAGGCCGCGUUGCAUGGCCAGGAGCCGCAGUCUGGGCAGCGAGUGCGGGACACCGAGGUCAGGUCUCGGAAAGGGAAGACCUCUUCGUCCCCAGGGGCCCCAGGCCAGGUGCGCCCUUGGCCGUAGGUGCAUCGUCUCCGGAAAGUGCAGGCGCCCACGUCCCGGCUGGACCAUGGCGCCUCCGCGGAACGUGGUGAAGAUUGCCAUCCAGAUGCGUGACGCCAUCCCGCAGCUCAUCCAGCUGGACCAGGCGAAGCCCCUGGCCGCUGUGCUGAAGGAGGUGUGCGACGCGUGGAGCCUGACGCACUCUGAGCGCUACGCCCUGCAGUUUGCGGAUGGGCACAGGAGAUACAUCACCGAGAAUAACCGCGCGGAGAUCAAGAAUGGCAGCAUCCUGUGCCUCAGCACGGCCCCAGACCUUGAGGCUGAGCAGCUCUUGGGUGGGCUGCAGAGUGACAGUCGUGAAGGGCGCCGGGACGCCCUGAGGCGCCUCGUUCCGCUGGCCUCGGACAUGACCUUUGCCAGGGAGGUCAUCAGCCGUAAUGGGCUCCAGAGACUAGGCACCAUCAUUGAGGAUGGGGACGACCUAGGAGAGGUGCUGGCCCUCAGCCUGAGGGCCUUCUCGGAGCUCAUGGAGCACGGCGUGGUGUCCUGGGAGACACUGAACAUCCCCUUUGUGAGGAAGGUGGUGUGCUACGUGAACAUGAACCUCAUGGAUGCCUCCGUGCCACCCCUGGCCCUUGGGCUGCUGGAGAGUGUGACCUUGAGCAGCCCAGCCCUGGGCCAGCUGGUCAAGAGCGAGGUGCCCCUGGAUAGGCUGCUGGUGCACCUACAGGUGAUGAACCAGCAGCUGCAAACCAAGGCCAUGGCCCUGCUGACAGCCUUGCUGCAGGGGGCCAGCCCUAUGGAACGCAAGCACAUGCUUGACUAUCUUUGGCAGAGGAACCUUCGCCAGUUCAUCUAUAAGGUAGGAAGUGGUGGGCCAGGGGGACCUCUCCGGCCCUCCCUCCCCGUGAGCCCUCGCUCACACCAGGGACUGGCUGUCCUGCAGAACAUCAUCCACAGUGCAGCACCAAUGGGCGACGAGAUGGCUCACCACCUGUACGUACUGCAGGCCCUCACGCUGGGGCUGCUGGAGCCGCGCAUGCGGAUGCCCCUGGACCCCUACAGCCAGGAGCAGCGGGAGCAGCUGCAGGUCCUGCGCCAGGCCGCCUUCGAGGUGGAGGGGGAGUCCUCGGGUGCCGGGCUGAGUGCUGACCGUCGCCGUUCCCUCUGUGCCCGAGAGUUCCGCAAACUGGGCUUCUCUAACAACAACCCAGCACAGGACCUGGAGCGCGUGCCCCCCGGUCUGCUGGCCCUGGACAACAUGUUGUACUUCUCCAGAAACGCGCCCAGCGCGUAUAGCCGGUUUGUGUUGGAGAACAGCAGCCGCGAGGACAAGCACGAGUGCCCCUUUGCCCGGGGCAGCAUCCAGCUAACGGUGCUGCUGUGUGAGCUGCUCCGCGUUGGGGAGCCCUGCUCUGAGACAGCCCAGGACUUCUCGCCCAUGUUCUUUGGCCAAGACCAGAGCUUCCAUGAGCUCUUCUGUGUGGGCAUCCAGCUGUUGAAUAAGACCUGGAAGGAGAUGCGGGCUACACAGGAGGACUUCGACAAGGUCAUGCAGGUGGUGCGGGAGCAGCUGGCCCGCACUCUGGCCCUGAAGCCCACCUCCCUGGAGCUCUUCCGAACAAAGGUGAAUGCACUCACUUAUGGGGAGGUGCUGCGGCUGCGGCAGACUGAACGGCUGCACCAGGAGGGCACACUGGCUCCCCCUAUACUGGAGCUGCGGGAGAAGCUGAAGCCAGAGCUCAUGGGCCUGAUCCGCCAGCAGCGCUUGCUCCGCCUCUGUGAGGGGACGCUCUUCCGCAAGAUCAGCAGCCGGCGGCGCCAGGAUAAGCUGUGGUUCUGCUGCCUGUCCCCCAACCACAAGCUGCUGCAGUACGGAGACAUGGAGGAGGGCGCCAGCCCACCUACCCUGGAGAGUCUGCCCGAGCAACGUAAGGCGGGCAGGGGCGGGGGCCAGACCCCAGACCGCCCUGGGCCCCGGUGCUGCCAGGGCUGCAGUGCUCAGCCCAGCCUUCUUCCUGCAGUCCCUGUGGCCGACAUGAGGGCACUCCUGACAGGCAAGGACUGCCCCCAUGUCCGGGAGAAGGGCUCCGGGAAGCAGAACAAGGACCUCUAUGAGUUGGCCUUUUCCAUCAGCUAUGACCGUGGGGAGGAGGAAGCAUACCUCAACUUCAUUGCCCCCUCCAAGCGGGAGUUCUACCUGUGGACAGACGGGCUCAGUGCCUUGCUGGGCAGUCCCAUGGGCAGCGAGCAGACACGGCUGGACCUGGAGCAGCUGCUGACCAUGGAGACCAAGCUGCGUCUGCUGGAGCUGGAGAAUGUGCCCAUCCCCGCGCGGCCACCCCCUGUGCCCCCACCCCCCACCAACUUCAACUUCUGCUAUGACUGCAGCAUCGCUGAACCUUGAUAGUGUGGCUGGCCACGGGCCACAGCUGUGGCCACUGCAGCAGCCAUGAAGGGCAGUGGGUAGAGGAGUGCAGACACCCUGACCAGCAGAGAUUGCUGCAGAAAUAAAGUCUGCUUGGCUCUUGGGA
Symphalangus syndactylus (siamang) is the source of this 2767-nucleotide messenger RNA. It is a transcript of the gene ELMO3, whose product is annotated as engulfment and cell motility 3. NCBI's taxonomy places the organism in Eukaryota, Metazoa, Chordata, Mammalia, Primates, Hylobatidae. Gene Ontology annotation, biological process: cell motility; actin filament organization. The record is from RefSeq and is a predicted model, not a curated record.